This is a messenger RNA of Cicer arietinum (chickpea), 1062 nucleotides long. RefSeq lists its product as uncharacterized. NCBI's taxonomy places the organism in Eukaryota, Viridiplantae, Streptophyta, Magnoliopsida, Fabales, Fabaceae. The record is from RefSeq and is a predicted model, not a curated record.
UCAACAUGCACCUCCAAUUUCAAUAUAAUACUACUAAACAAAUUCAAUGUUAUAUUAUAUUCUAUUGACUAUUAAAUACUCUUACUUAUUCGCCUAUAUAACCACACAUACCUUCACCUUUCCGCACUCAAACCAAAACCUCUAUCAAUAAGCAACUAUUACAAUACAGAAACCUCUAAUUUCUUCUCUCUCUAGAUUAAAAGAAAUUAAACCUAAUUAAUUUAAUUGAUCGCGAUGGGAAAUUACGUUUCAUGCACUUUAGCUCCACCAUUGAUGAAGAACGCAAAAGCCACAAGAGUAAUCCUACCAACAGGAGAAGUGAAACAAUUCAGGGAAAUCAUGAAAGCUGCAGAACUCAUGUUAGAGAAUCCAAGCUUUUUCUUAGUCAAUUCUCGAUCUCUUCACAUUUCUCGAAGAUUCUCACCUCUCGUUGCCGACGAAGAAUUGGAAUUUGGUAACGUUUACAUUUUUUUCCCUAUGAGAAGACUCAACUCUGUUGUUACGGCAGCGGACAUGGCGGUGCUGUUUUUGGCGGCGAAUUCUGCGGCUAAACGGUUAUCUAACGGAAAGACACGUGUCCAACCGGAUAACGGCGAAGUAGUAAAGGUUGCGAAUGAAAACGACUGCGUUCCGAGGUUGAGUUUGGAAGGAGUAGAAUCAGGGUUUAGUUAUAGGUUAAGUUAUUGUAGAUCGAAGAAACCUAUUUUGGAGACUAUAAAUGAGGAACCAAUUAGAUCAAGAUGAACAAAUUAAUUAAUUAAUUAAUUAUAUUGUGCUGUGAUAGAUCUUUGGUGAUGAUAAUAGAAUUCUUUAUAAAAAAAAGAUUAUAGGUUAGAUAGAGAUUUGGUUGAUUCAUACAAUACAGCGCUUCCAAAAAUUAUAUGAAGGGGGUAGAUGUGGCUAGCUAUGUAGUAGUACUAUCAAAUUAAUUUGAUCUGUACAAAAUUCAUUACUACUGGUAUAUUCAUUUGUUGACCGAAUAAGUUUGCAUGAUAUUUCACUGACAACACACAAUGAGAUUCAUAUAUUUAAUCAGAUGAAUAUAUACUUUUCUUAAAAAUG